This is a messenger RNA of Hemibagrus wyckioides, 564 nucleotides long. It is a transcript of the gene hebp2, whose product is annotated as heme binding protein 2. Lineage: Eukaryota; Metazoa; Chordata; Actinopteri; Siluriformes; Bagridae. The record is from RefSeq and is a predicted model, not a curated record. The coding region runs from base 1 to 564 and encodes 187 amino acids. Gene Ontology annotation, cellular component: cytoplasm. The transcript is spliced from 4 exons.
AUGGGGAAAAUGGUGUUUGGAGGUUUCGAGAAUCCAAAAUAUACUACUCAAAAAAGCAAGGGAGAUGACUAUGAAGUACGGACCUAUCACACCACACAGUGGGUCAGUACUACAGUCAGUGGCCCGGAGCAGGACGAGGCUUUAAGCACUGGCUUCAGGAGACUCUUCAAAUACAUCCAAGGGAAUAAUGAAAAGCAGGUGACAGUGGACAUGACCUCCCCGGUCACCUGUCUCGUUAACCCUGGAGAGGGACCAACAUGCGAGAGCUCCUUCACUGUGUCCUUUUACCUCCCUGAGGAGCACCAGGCCGAGCCCCCGAAACCCAGCAUCCCUGAAAUCUUCUUUGAGAACAGGAAGGAGUUCACUGUGUUUGUCAGGACUUUUGGAGGCUUUGCUAACAGUCAGAACACCAGUGAAGAGUUACUGAAGCUGAUUGAGAGCUUGAAGAGGGAUGGAAUGAGAUUCAAAGAGGCUCCCUACUACCGUGUGGGCUAUGACAGUCCUUUCAAGCUCGUCAACCGCAGGAACGAAGUCUGGCUCAUACAGGAGGAGGGACAGGAGUGA